Messenger RNA from Fusarium mangiferae, 3390 nucleotides. RefSeq lists its product as uncharacterized. The transcript is spliced from 6 exons. NCBI's taxonomy places the organism in Eukaryota, Fungi, Ascomycota, Sordariomycetes, Hypocreales, Nectriaceae. The record is from RefSeq and is a predicted model, not a curated record. Bases 1 to 3390 code for a protein of 1129 amino acids.
AUGUCACAAUGUGAGGAGCUGAAACCCAACAAUCUGAGAUUCACGGUGUCAAACCCGAAAUCGCCAAUCAUCAGCAAACAUCUUGAUUACCAUGGCUCCGAUUGUGCCUCAGUGCCAGGUACGAACAUCAGGAGCCUCUACUAUGCAAUUGAUGAGACUCACGUACUUAAUGACAGCCAUAGAAAGCAUCACUCCCAUUUUUAUUCCAUCAGCUACGAUUAUGGCCACCAGGCCUAUAUCGAUAAGCUCGUCAGUCAUCACCACAUUGUCCUUCUAGCCCUUGGACGAGCCCGGAAGCGACGCAUGGCCAUUCUAUACAAGAAAGAGCAAUGUUACUCGUGGGUGCGAGAUGCUCAAGACAACGAAGAAUCGAACCGCGAGAAAGAGCAGAAGAUGAUUAAGCAGGAAGCUGCUCUUUUCAAGCGUCACAUGAAACAGAUGGAGGCUAGAAUGGAAUUAAUGCGCAAGAAGGAGGAGCAGAAACUUCAAGAUGCUUUCCUUGAAGAAGCAUACCUAGACCGCAUGGCUAUGAAUGAAGAUCCGGAUGAUGAGGCAUGGGAUAAGACUGCUCCGAUGGAAGACGACGAGAUUGACGAGUUAAUCCGCGACAUCCGAGAGAUCAAACUCCUCCUCUUCUGCCGUCUCGUCCUUCUUCAAGCAUCUCUCCUCCCCGCCGCCCUCCGAGCGACAACUAUCUCUGCCUCAAGGUCUCUGACAACUCUGCAAGACAUUCGUGAUGCAUGUGCCGAUUUCGCCCGUGGCGACAAAGCAGACGAUGCACUCCCCGUGGAAGACGACGACGACGAUGAUGAUGAAACCAUGGAGCAGCUUUUACAGGGUGAUAAGCGAUAUCAUCAUCUCCACACUGAUGAUUGGUUCAAAGAACGAGUGAUUAAAGAAGUCGAAAGUCAUCGCUUCAAGAGAAAAUCAAGGAAAUCGAAACGUCAGAGAAAGACAAAGGUUACCAUCUGCGGGAAGAGUAUCUGGAACCAUGCUAGUGAGAAUGCAAUGUCUCGCGAUGGAUGGCUCCAGUUCAGUGUCACGGCCAAGGACUGCGAUUUGAAGCAUGCUAUCCAACUUUGCAGAAACUGGUCCGAAUUCUCUGAUCUCAAUCUACUCACGCUAUGGCAAUACUUCCCCGCGUCGAACUGGACGUCAUGGGGCCAAGAUCGCUUCAUGCAGCAGCUCCAACAACUAGGUUUCUUCCCCUACUUCACAGACUUUGACGCAGACAAAUACAGUCACCACCAUCAAAUCGACGGACGAAGCCAAGGCCGUCGACAGCACGAUAUCGUUGAGACACGGAACAUUCUCGUUGGAAACAUGAAGCGGAAUGAUCCUGUGACUAGACGCUUUCUGCAGUAUCUUCUCAUGCGGAGGGGAGAGCUUCUUGUCAUGGUGCGGGAUGGCAAGACUGGCCGUGUUAUCACUGCGCAGGAUGAUGAGCAGCUCGGACAGGUUGGACCUGACUUUAUGAAGUUGACGGAUAUUCUGAGAGAGUGGAGGUUUGGGUUUGAUGAUUACUAUGAUGUGUUUAUCUGGGAUUUUGUGCCUGGCGAGCCACACAUGGACCUCUAUAACAUUGUCGAACUCCGUAAUGCCUGGCGUAUGAGAACACCUUGCGACAUGUACAUCCACAUGGAAUUCCUCCUCCGCGGCCUCCACCGUAACGAAAAGACCAUGCGCACCCGCCAGAUCAAACCCGGCGAGAACCUCACAAGCCUCUGGGACACCAUCGCCGACGAAAGAUCAGAAUUCCGGCUCUUCGACGUGAGCAACAAAAAGGUCACGAUGCGCAAAGACACCGAAAUAGCUGAAUCACCAUACAUGUUCUAUAACAAAGCCAACGAAGUCGAAGACGCGAUCCUCUUCCCGGAUGAACUCACCUCUGAUAAGAAGAGUGUUUCGUUCCGUGAGAUUAGGAACGGUGUUGCGAGUAUUGAAGAUGGGAUCUUGCCCAGUACGGCUAGACAUUUCGUCAAGGGGCUGGAGGCUAUCAAUAAGGGCAAGGAUCCGAUGAAAGCGAUGCGUAUGGCGAAACAUGAUGAUGAGGAUAAAAUCUGGGGUCUGCCCAAGUUUUGGGAGACGGCUCUUUUGCAGGCGAGGAGUGAUAAGUUGAAGAAAUCGCAAAAGGCACUUCUACAGCGGACGGGGUUGCUGAAUGCGUAUAAGACACUGUCGUAUGAUCGACGGCUUGAUGAGUCUGAUCCCAUGGAGAUUAUGGAGCGAGACAGGGCUUUUAGCUUCAAGGAGUCUUUCCACGCUGGAGACCUCGAGCCAGGGUAUAACGCCAAAUACAACCUGCUUCAAGAAACACUCCGCGCAAUGCUCAAGACGACUCAUGUCGGCUCAACAGACUGGAUCUUUUUCAUAGCUGAGAUCCUCGAGUGGCUUGAGCUCCGCGGCGAUUACGACGACUACGUUCAAGAUCCGCAGUAUCCCUGGCCGCAUAGUUUCAUCGUGCAAGACAUUGUCCAAGCAUUCGCCAUGAUCGCCAUGUUCUUCCCGAACUCGGAUGUCGCAAAGUUACCAACCAUGUUUGUCAACUCAAGCCAGUGCGAUGAGUUUAGAAAGUCGGGGGUGUUUGACCCUAAAGAGCGAAGUAGGGUGCGGCCUGAUCGAAGGACGAGAACGAGCUAUAAAUUUAGGGAGAAGGAGUUUUGGAAGGAGUGGAUGGAGUUUUAUAAGACGGAGAGAUACUUUGGGGACGUGUACCCUAUGGAAUGGAGUCUGACGGUCCGUCCUAUCAUCGCUCAUUUGUACCAAGCUGGUGUCAUAGCCCCAGCAUACAUGCAAAACCAUCCCGAAGUCGUUCUCGGAAUAGCAACAGCAAACACAGAACCCCACCGCCCAAACAAACUCGACCUCUUCAUCAACUACCAAGACCAAUACGGCAACUUCCCCAUGACAUACCCCCCAACCUUCGUCGACCCCUCCAAAUGGCCCCAAGUAAUCCCCACCGCACGCUCAUUCUCCCAAAAGCAUCCCACCGCUCGUUUCGCCCUACUCCGUCUAUGGUCUGCACCGCACUACUACCCCUUCAUGGUAGGCAUCUUCAACCGCAGAAACACAAGCUUCCUCGACAGUCGUGGCCGAUCGUGGGAGUGGAAGUUUGUGCCGAAGGAUAUGCCUGGUAGUGAGUUUAGUGCGCAUCAAACUACGGGGAAGAGGCUGGAUGUGAUGAAGGAUAAGUUUGGGGAUAGGGUUGUGCAUAGGGCGGAUUUGAUAUUGGUUAUGGGGGUUGAUGAGGAUGAUUUGUUGAGGUACUGUACGGCUGUUGCGUUUGCGAUGCAGACGAAGCCGUGGUUGAGGGAGAUUGAUCUCUGGAAAAGCUUCAUUAAUGUGGACUUUGAGUUUCUUCUGGACUUGGAUGCUUUUUGGAUGGACUAG